AUGUCCCCUUCCGUCAGAGACGCCCGCAACGACCUUGCCAGCCUGCAACAGCAGGCAGCCGCCGAAGCCGAGGAUAUUAGGAGAUGGUGGAGCCAGCCACGGUGGGCGGGCACCAAGCGCGUGUACACGGCCGAGGACAUCGUCAAGCGCCGCGGCACGUUCCCUGUCGUCGAAUACCCAUCUUCCGUAAUGGCGGACAAGCUCGUGGAGACAUUGGCGCGGCACUCGCGCAACGGCACGGUUUCACAGACGUUCGGAGUGCUCGACCCAGUGCAAAUGACGCAAAUGGUGAAGUAUCUGGACACGAUUUACGUGUCUGGCUGGCAAUGCAGCGCCACGGCUUCGACCUCGAACGAGCCUGGGCCCGAUCUCGCGGACUAUCCGAUGGACACCGUGCCAAACAAGGUCGAGCACCUGUUCAUGGCGCAGCUGUUCCACGACCGGAAACAGCGCGAGGCCCGCCUGUCGUGCACUACCCAGCGCGAGCUCGACCAAUUGGGGCCUGAGAUUGACUACUUGAGGCCGAUUGUCGCUGACGCAGACACCGGCCACGGCGGGCUAACAGCCGUCUUUAAACUCACGAAGAUGUUCAUCGAGCGCGGUGCAGCCGGUAUCCACAUGGAGGACCAGUCCUCCAGCAACAAAAAGUGCGGGCACAUGGCGGGCCGCUGCGUGAUCCCUGUUCAGGAGCACAUUAGUCGUUUAGUGACUGUGCGCAUGUGUGCGGACGUGAUGCACUCGAACCUGGUGCUUGUCGCGAGAACAGACUCGGAGGCCGCCACCUUACUUAGCUCGAACAUUGACGCGCGCGAUCAUUACUACAUUGUCGGGGCCUCGAACCCUGAGGUAACUGUACCGCUGAUCGAAGUUUUGGACGCCGCGCAGCAGGCCGGCGCCUCAGGUGACAGAUUGGCUCAGCUAGAGGAGGACUGGUGCAAGAAGGCCAAGUUGAGGCUCUUCCACGAGGCAUUUGCCGACCAGGUGAAUGCCAGCCCUUCGAUCAAAGACAAGGCGGGCGUUAUUGCCAAAUUUAACUCACAGAUCGGGCCACAGACAGGCGCGUCGAUCAGAGAGAUGCGCAAACUGGGCCGCGAGCUGCUCGGGCAGGACGUCUACUUCGACUGGGACCUGCCUCGCGCUAGAGAGGGCUUGUACCGCUACAAGGGCGGCACCCAGUGCGCGAUCAUGCGCGCACGCGCGUUCGCGCCGUACGCCGACCUGGUCUGGUUCGAAUCCAACUUCCCUGACUUCCAGCAGGCUAAGGAGUUUGCGCAGGGCGUGCGCGAGAAGUUCCCCAACAAGUGGAUGGCCUACAACUUGUCGCCCAGCUUCAACUGGCCGAAGGCCAUGCCUCCCAAGGAGCAGGAGAACUACAUCCAACGGCUGGGCGAGAUCGGAUAUGUGUGGCAGUUCAUCACGCUAGCCGGCCUGCAUACCAAUGCCUUGGCCAUCGACAACUUCUCGCGCGAAUUCAGCAGGUUCGGAAUGCGUGCGUAUGCACAAGGCAUCCAGCAGAGGGAGAUGGACGAGGGCGUCGAUGUCCUAAAACACCAGAAGUGGGCCGGCGCAGAGUAUGUUGACAGCAUUCUCAAGCUUGCCCAGGGCGGUGUGUCUUCGACAGCCUCGAUGGGUAAGGGUGUAACCGAAGAGCAGUUCGGCUCCUCAAACGGUGCCAAACUAUGA
Messenger RNA from Eremothecium gossypii ATCC 10895, 1683 nucleotides. RefSeq names its product isocitrate lyase 1 (gene ICL1). The coding region runs from base 1 to 1683 and encodes 560 amino acids. Gene Ontology annotation, molecular function: isocitrate lyase activity. The transcript has a single exon. Gene Ontology annotation, biological process: carboxylic acid metabolic process. NCBI's taxonomy places the organism in Eukaryota, Fungi, Ascomycota, Saccharomycetes, Saccharomycetales, Saccharomycetaceae. The record is from RefSeq and is marked provisional.